Ambispora leptoticha is the source of this 1257-nucleotide messenger RNA. NCBI's taxonomy places the organism in Eukaryota, Fungi, Glomeromycota, Glomeromycetes, Archaeosporales, Ambisporaceae. The record is from the annotation of a GenBank genome assembly.
AUGAAAAGUCCAAUAUCUGCUCUUCAAAGUGGUAAAUUAAGAUUUUUCAAAAUGUUCAAGUCUUCUAUCAGUGAAGAUCCCAGACACGGACCGAUUAUUAGUAGACGACAAUUACCUUCCCCCUACAAAUCAUUUGUAGGCGGUUCAGAAAUUGAAGAUGAAGGAUUUUUCACCUCGGAUGAUUGUGUACUUCGAAUAGAUUUUCUGUGUAGUCUUCCUUAUGAGGUGGCUACUAGUAUAUUACUGUUUCUGAAUUUUAAUACACUGUGUCAAAUUUCCAGAGUUUCACGUGCAUGGUAUUGUAUCACACGUGAUAAUGAAAUAUGGCGUGGAUUAUAUAUGAAGAGUCAAGGGUGGAAAGUAAAAAUACCACCACAUAUAAUGUACCGUGAUCUCGAUUGGAAACAAAUGUUUAAAAAUCGAUUCUUGCUGGCGAAACGUUGGAGUGAAGGUGAAUGUGAUAAGCGAUAUUUACGAGGUCACACGGAUAGUGUGUAUUGCAUACAAUUUGAUGAGGAAAAAAUUGUCACUGGUUCACGUGAUAAAACAAUAAAAUUCUGGAAUAUAAGCACAGGAAUUUGCUUGCGAACGUUGACUGGACACGACGCAUCGGUAUUAUGUCUUCAAUUUAACGAAUCAAUAAUGGUCUCUGGGUCAAGUGAUAUGAGUGUAAUCGUGUGGGAUAUGCAUGACCUGAUUCCAAUACGAAAACUCGAAGGUCACACUGCCGGGGUGCUGGAUAUCUGUUUCAACGAGAACUAUAUCGUCUCUUGCUCGAAAGACAGCACCAUUAAAAUAUGGGAUAUAAAAACAUAUGAAUGUCUGCGCACGCUAAAAGGACAUCGUGGACCAGUGAAUGCAGUUCAAUUAAAGGACAAUAAAAUUAUAUCUGCGUCUGGUGACGCGCUAAUAAAAUUAUGGGAUGCUGAAACUGGUGAAUGUAUUCGCGAUUUUAUUGGUCACAUGCGUGGACUAGCAUGUGUACAAUAUGACGGGAAAUUGGUGGUUUCCGGCUCAAAUGAUCAUACUAUCAAAAUAUGGGAUGCGGAGACCGGAAAGUGUAUACAUACGCUGUAUGGUCAUACGGAAUUAGUAAGGACAUUACAUUUCGAUGAUGAUAAAAUUGUGAGUGGUAGUUAUGAUCAAUCGGUUAAAGUGUGGGAUUUGAAAAGCGGGAAACCUCUAUUGGAUUUCAAGGAUGGGCAUACGAGCUGGGUAUUUGAUGUACAAUUUAGUGCAACAAAAAUUGUUAGGUGA